UCGUCGUUGUCAUCGUCGCCGUGCAGUCAGUCGACCAAGUGCUUUGUGCAAAUUAAGUCAAUAUUUAAACAAAUUAUUUAAAAAAAAAAGAAACAAUUUCCCUUCAGUUAAUUGUGCAUUAAUUUUGCAAAACCAAACAAGGGAUAUCAAUAUCGUGUGACUCUUGUGUGUGUGUGUGUGUGUGCCUAGUUAGCCAGCUCAUUUGAUCGAAGCCUGGUCAAGCUAUGAUGACCACAACAACAACUCAGCAUCAUCACAAUCAACAUCCAAUCAUGCCACCAGCCAUGCGUCCAGUCCAAGAGAGUCCUGUCUCCAGGCCCAGAGCCGUUUAUAGCAUCGAUCAGAUCUUGGGAAAUCAAACGAAACGAAGUGUAGACACGCCAAGUGAAGUUAUUAUUACACAUUCCCAUCAUGCCCAUCAUCAGAUACAUCAUUUGCACCAGCAGCAACAGCAACAGCAGCAGGCACAUCAGCAACAUCAACAGCAGCAGCAACAUCUAUUGCACCAGCAACAACAAUUGCAGGCAAAGCGAGAGGACUCACCAACGAAUACUGAGGAAGGCGGCCUGGAUGUUGAUAAUGAUGAUGACUUAUCCUCCAGUCUCAACAAUGGUCAUGAUCUCAAUGAUAUGGAGAGACCGCGCAAAGUUCGUAGAUCUCGCACAACAUUUACAACAUUUCAAUUGCAUCAAUUGGAGCGAGCCUUCGAGAAGACACAAUAUCCUGAUGUUUUCACAAGGGAGGAUCUGGCCAUGCGUUUGGAUUUGAGUGAAGCACGCGUUCAGGUCUGGUUCCAGAAUCGUCGAGCGAAAUGGCGAAAACGUGAGAAGUUUAUGAAUCAGGAUAAGGCCGGUUACCUGCUGCCCGACCAAGGCCUGCCCGAGUUUCCGUUGGGCAUUCCCCUGCCGCCCCAUGCGAUUCCAGGACAUCCGGCUGCUGGUCUGCCCACCGAAUUCUGGCCACCACACUUUGCCUUGCAUCAGCAUUUCAAUCCUGCUGGCCUGUUGCCCCAACAACUGAUGGCGCCCCACUACAAGUUGCCCAACUUUCAUACUCUCCUCUCCCAGUACAUGGGUCUGAGUAAUCUCAAUGGCAUCUUUGGUGCCGGAGCUGCGGCAGCAGCAGCUCAAGCAGCAGCCGCAGCAGGCGGCUACCCGCAGAAUCUCUCCCUGCACUCCAGUUCGUCGACAGCUCAGGUCAGUCCGCCGUGCAGUAACAGCAGUCCCAGGGAGAGUCCCAACACGCUUGUGCCUCAUCCGCAUCCAUCGACGCCCACAUCAUCGAGUGCUGCAGGCAUCACUCUGAUCUCCACCACAGCCCAAUCCCCCUGCAGUCCCCUGAUGGGCAGUGCAGCUGGCGGCAGCAGCAGCAAUGCCUCCACUCCCGUCUCCGUGGUGACCAAGAGUGAUGAUUGAAAAUCUGGGAAUAUCGAUUGAGAAUCAAAUUUGUGAUGAUAGGGUAGGGAUCCCAGGAUCGAUCUUUAUCUGUAUCUGUAUAAUAUGUGUGUAUAAACUUAAUAUAUGAUAUAAUUUACCUUAGCUUUAGCUUAUGGCCAAAACAAAAUUAGUCUUAUGCGAAUAUGAUUUAGUCUAAAGUCUAAAUGAAAUAUGUUUAGCAAGUGUCAAAAAUAA
Messenger RNA from Drosophila willistoni, 1631 nucleotides. It is a transcript of the gene hbn, whose product is annotated as retinal homeobox protein Rx2. Lineage: Eukaryota; Metazoa; Arthropoda; Insecta; Diptera; Drosophilidae. Gene Ontology annotation, molecular function: DNA-binding transcription factor activity, RNA polymerase II-specific; RNA polymerase II transcription regulatory region sequence-specific DNA binding. Bases 225 to 1415 code for a protein of 396 amino acids. Gene Ontology annotation, biological process: regulation of transcription by RNA polymerase II. The transcript has 5 exons. The record is from RefSeq and is a predicted model, not a curated record.